UUGGAUCAAUUGAUUUUGAGAAACUGGUUGGAGCUACGAGUGGAAUGACUGAUAGCACUAAUGGUGUUGUCAAUGGACAAAGCAAGGUGCAAAUGGAAAUGCAUCCAAAUUCAUUUACUUUAGGAUCCAUUAAUUUGGCAUCCUCAAAUAAUUCAAAUGUACCAUUAAAUGGAAGUAUACAACCAGACAUUUUCUCUUCAACUAUACCAACAACUUCAACAGUACAUUCUCAACCUCGAAAUUCAAUGAAUUCAAUGAAUUCAAUGAAUUCCUUGAAUUCUUUGAAUUCCUCACAUUCGUUCAAUAAUAAUAUUCCAUCACUUCCUCCACCUAAAAUUGGCACAACACAACGUCCUAGUACACCGACAAUGCCAACGCGCACCUCUAAUAUCACGUCAGACUUAUUUAAUACUAUUCCAGGACCAAAAUUCAGUUCUGGAGGUAUACUUCAACCUGGAGGUAUACUUCAACCUAAUGUUAUGAAGCCAACCAAUAAUAAUUCAGGAAAUCAAAAGAUAUCUCAGGCGGAUUUAACAAUGUUUGAUCCAUUUUCUAA
Molecule: messenger RNA, 556 nt
Organism: Racocetra fulgida
Lineage: Eukaryota; Fungi; Glomeromycota; Glomeromycetes; Diversisporales; Gigasporaceae
Source: the annotation of a GenBank genome assembly